UUGUGAACACCUAGAAAAUAGAACAAAAUAGUGCGGGAACUCAGGAUGUGGUUCAGAGAUUUGGGCCUGCGGCUAAGUUUUUUUCACCUGAUGGUGUGUCUGCCCAGUAUUUACACAAAUGUGCCAAACUAUUCGGAUCGGUACAACAGGAGGCCCGUAUCGCAGGAUCCGGGAGUGGGAACCUAUGUCCGCGGGUACAUGGAAAACAGACAGUUGUCCUAUAAUCGACCUGGACCAGCCAAUUUCCAAGAUCCCAGAGGUGUGGAGCUGCAACCGAAGCGACGAGAGUAUCUCAUUCGAUCCCAUGAAACGCAGUCCGAUAGAGGGCAGCACAAAUGCCGCGUUUGGGUGCCCCCCGAUACGGUGGAGAAGUACCAGUACCCCAGCGUCAUCCAGACGGACCAGGCCAACCGGCUGUCCCUGAUCGAGGUCUGCUGCACCGGAUACUCGGCCAGCCGGCUAAUGGGCGUGACCGUGUGCCGGGCGCAAUGUGGCUGCCAGAACGGGAGCUGCAAGAUUCCGGGGGAGUGCGAGUGCUAUGACGGCUUUGUGCAGAACGACAACGGCGACUGUGUGUUUGCCUGCCCGCUGGGCUGCCAGAAUGGCCAGUGCUACUUGGACGGCAGCUGCCAGUGCGAUCCGGGCUACAAGCUGGACGAGACGCGCCGCUUCUGCCGCCCGAUCUGCAGCAGUGGCUGUGGCAGCAGUCCGCGCCACAACUGCACCGAACCGGAGGUCUGUGGCUGCUCCAAGGGCUACCAGCUGACCGACGACGGAUGCCAGCCCGUCUGCGAGCCGGACUGUGGAAUCGGCGGACUCUGCAAGGACAACAACCUGUGCGACUGCGCACCUGGUUACAACCUGAGGGAUGGCGUCUGCCAGGCCGAUUGCUAUCAGAAGUGCAACAAUGGCGUGUGUGUCAGCCGAAACCGAUGUAUAUGCGAUCCGGGAUAUGCCUACCAUGAGCAAUCGACCAUGUGCGUUCCGGCAUAGACAUUUCAAAAUCCUCCCAAAACUUUCGUGAACAAGUACAUUUUUAGAUCGGUAUAAAAACAUUAAUCAAGCAAUAAUAAAGCACUCCUUAUCUUACAAAUUAUUUAAAUUGGCUAGUUUAGCUCAUUUUAAUUACAUUGUGAUA
Molecule: messenger RNA, 1138 nt
Organism: Drosophila teissieri
Lineage: Eukaryota; Metazoa; Arthropoda; Insecta; Diptera; Drosophilidae
Product: tenascin
Exons: 3
Coding region: 46-993 (315 amino acids)
Source: RefSeq, a predicted model, not a curated record